Messenger RNA from Rhinolophus ferrumequinum (greater horseshoe bat), 4047 nucleotides. RefSeq names its product copine 4 (gene CPNE4). Gene Ontology annotation, cellular component: plasma membrane. The transcript has 16 exons. The record is from RefSeq and is a predicted model, not a curated record. Gene Ontology annotation, molecular function: calcium-dependent phospholipid binding. Lineage: Eukaryota; Metazoa; Chordata; Mammalia; Chiroptera; Rhinolophidae. Gene Ontology annotation, biological process: cellular response to calcium ion. Bases 731 to 2404 code for a protein of 557 amino acids.
AAGUAUCAGUCCCACCCCCUCGCAGAUAUGACCGCUUUACCCUGAAGUGGAGAUGAGGGCCACGCACUUGGGGAACUGAAUUAAAUGUCUCCAGGAAUCUCGUGUGAGCGACAGAGUUGAGCAGGAAGCCUGGACUGCUGACGCGGCAGGACCCCCGAGCGCACCACCCCCCUAGUCUAGGGAGGGGCCGGGGAAUCGCGUUCCCGGGGCAAUGCUCGCGUCCGCCGGAACCCCCCAGGGGGCGCUCGUGCGGAGGUUUCCGAACUCGUGUCUCGCGGGUUGCUGGGCGCAUGGGUUUCGUCAGAAGGUGGAAAUCUUUCUGAGAAGCUGCCAUCUCCCCGUCACCCGCUCGCCUCCCCUUCUGUUCCUUCCUCCCUGGCUCCUCUUCGCUCUCUCUCUUUUCCCGGUGCUUUCCACUUUACUCUGAGUUAACUGAGAGCCGCGCUGCUACCCCCAAUAUUUUCACCUUUCCCCAGCCCCCAUCACCAAGAAUGGAGUCAGGGUUUCCGGAGAGACCAAACUCUCCUCCCAGCAUCUUUUCCAUCUGCUGCUGUUAAACUGGCCUCAGAGGACGAGGGGGGGAGGGAAGUCGGAUACCCCCGUAUACUCCACUACACAACUACACCACCAACCGUCUCCACUUCAAAGCCGGAUUUUGCAUUUUGGGGGCGGGACAGACCUCGUCCCGGGCUGAAUUCUCUUUCUACUCCUCGAGGCUGGCACACCCAGAAUGAAGAAGAUGAGCAACAUUUAUGAGUCUGCUGCCAAUACACUGGGAAUCUUUAACAGCCCCUGCCUGACCAAAGUUGAGCUGCGUGUGGCCUGCAAAGGCAUUUCGGACAGAGAUGCCCUUUCCAAACCAGACCCCUGUGUCAUCCUCAAGAUGCAGUCCCACGGACAGUGGUUCGAGGUUGACAGAACAGAGGUGAUUCGCACCUGCAUAAACCCAGUAUAUUCAAAACUGUUUACUGUGGACUUUUACUUUGAAGAGGUGCAACGCCUGCGGUUUGAAGUUCAUGACAUCAGCAGCAAUCACAACGGGCUGAAGGAGGCUGACUUCCUGGGCAGCAUGGAGUGCACGCUGGGCCAGAUUGUUUCCCAGAGAAAGCUGUCCAAAUCCUUGUUGAAGCACGGGAACACGGCUGGGAAAUCCUCCAUCACGGUGAUUGCUGAGGAAUUAUCUGGCAAUGACGACUAUGUUGAACUUGCAUUCAACGCACGGAAAUUGGAUGAUAAGGAUUUCUUCAGUAAAUCUGACCCAUUUCUGGAAAUCUUUCGUAUGAAUGAUGAUGCAACGCAGCAGCUCGUGCACCGAACUGAGGUUGUGAUGAAUAACUUAAGCCCAGCCUGGAAAUCAUUCAAAGUAUCGGUAAAUUCUCUCUGCAGUGGAGAUCCAGACCGCCGGCUGAAGUGCAUAGUAUGGGACUGGGAUUCCAACGGCAAACAUGACUUCAUUGGAGAAUUCACCUCGACAUUUAAGGAGAUGAGAGGGGCCAUGGAAGGGAAGCAGGUGCAAUGGGAGUGUAUCAACCCCAAGUACAAAGCCAAGAAGAAGAAUUAUAAGAAUUCAGGCAUUGUGAUUUUGAAUCAAUGCAAGAUCCACAAGAUGCAUUCUUUCUUGGACUACAUCAUGGGUGGCUGCCAAAUCCAGUUUACAGUAGCUAUAGAUUUCACUGCCUCAAAUGGGGAUCCCAGGAACAGCUGUUCCCUGCAUUACAUCCACCCAUACCAACCCAACGAGUACCUGAAAGCCUUGGUGGCUGUGGGGGAGAUUUGCCAAGACUAUGACAGUGACAAAAUGUUCCCAGCCUUUGGCUUUGGUGCCAGGAUACCCCCAGAGUACACGGUCUCUCAUGACUUCGCAAUCAACUUUAAUGAAGACAACCCAGAAUGUGCAGGAAUUCAAGGUGUGGUGGAAGCCUAUCAGAGCUGCCUUCCUAAGCUCCAACUCUACGGUCCCACCAACAUUGCCCCCAUCAUUCAGAAGGUUGCCAAGUCAGCAUCCGAGGAGACUAACACCAAGGAGGCAUCGCAAUACUUCAUCCUGUUGAUCCUGACCGACGGCGUCAUCACAGACAUGGCCGACACCCGGGAGGCCAUCGUCCACGCCUCCCACCUCCCCAUGUCUGUCAUCAUCGUGGGAGUGGGCAAUGCUGACUUCAGUGACAUGCAGAUGCUGGAUGGGGAUGACGGGAUUCUGAGGUCGCCUAAAGGAGAGCCUGUCCUUCGAGACAUUGUCCAGUUCGUGCCCUUCAGGAACUUCAAACACGCAUCUCCAGCUGCCCUGGCAAAGAGCGUGUUGGCUGAAGUCCCAAACCAAGUCGUGGACUAUUACAAUGGCAAAGGGAUUAAGCCGAAAUGCUCCUCAGAAAUGUAUGAGUCUUCCAGGACACUAGCACCGUGAAUUCCACACACUUUUACAGAGUUCUGAAAUACUAUUCCUGCUAAUAUUUAAUACUUCUACUACUCCAGUACUUAAAAAACAAAACAAAACAAACAAACAAAAAAUACACAUUUAAAAAUAGCACGUUUUGGUGAUUUUUAACUAACUGACAAUUUUUUUGCAUGUGUAGCCCUAAGGCCUGGAUCUGUUAAGCCCUUGUAUUGUUAAAGACUUUUUACAAAGAAACACAAAUAAUUAUAACAUACUCUUUGCAGCAUGUCGCCUUGAAAUAAAAUGGUAUCUGUAUCCAUUUUUUAUACAGGUUUGUUGAAAUUUUGCUAAAUUUCUUAUUAUCUUUACACUGUAACGCAUUUUGAAACAUUUAUUGAAUGUUGAUAGCCAAAACAUAUUUGGUUUUAUCUGCUGCAGGAUGAGAGACUUUUCAAAAUGGCAGAUGCAUGGACUGUAUUUUGCAUGUUUAAAAUAAAAAAAUUAAGAAAAACCACCCACACUGUUUUUGCAGUUGUUAUCUAUAAUUCAUCCCUGCUGAGAAUGGUCUCGCUACUGAAGAAGAGGUUUAUCCACCUAGAGGUAGUCUUCUUGACUUGGGUCUGGGGUACUUAGCCCAGCACCUCUCAUACUUUACUGUGUACACAAAUCACCUGAGGAUCUUAUUAAAAUUCAGACUGUGAUGCAAUAGGUCUGCACGGGCCCAAGAUUCUGCAGCUCUGACAAGGUCCCAGGUGAUGUCAAAGCAUUCCUCAGACCACACUAAGAGCACUGAGGUUCUAGACAUUAGGGUGUAAUCAUAAAGACCGUCCAAAACAGGGCAGCACGUAGUCCGCUUGAGAAUGGCACCUCCUCCCAGCCAGUAGCACAAAGGUCCUGCCUGUCUCCGAGGUGGGGAUAGAAAGUAAUGAGACUGAUUCCAGAAGCUACACAUCCCAAAUCAGUCUCAGUGCUUUAUAGUCACAUCUCUCCCUUAAACAGACAAGGGACUGCUCUUCCUGGCUGGCCCCUCACUUCUUACAGGAGGCAUCUCACACCUUGCAUGAAUGGUUCCAUGUGGAUGUCAAUCCCUAGGAAGGACCUCCAAAAGUCUUCAGAACCACAACAGUGGAGACGUCCAUGGCCAAUGGCCGUGCAGUGUGGCUCUCCAGAAAUGUGGCCCACCACGUUGUUUUUUAAGCUUAAUGUGGGGCUUCUUCCGCCUCUUUUUAUCACUCCUGAGAGCAAACUCUAUCAGAAGAAAUGCCUGGAAUCAUUGUGUUAGGUGGAAGUGUUUUGUUUCAAUAUAAACUAGCCAGUCUUGAAUGAGAAGAAUGAAUGUUUCAUGUGUAUAAUCUUCUCACAGAGAAAUUGACAGGUAUUUGCAGGCAUAAGAGACAUGAGGGGGAACUUACUUUUUGGUCAAAGGGAUGGGGAAAUAGAUCACAGGGCAAAAUAGUUCUGUUUUUUCUUGAGAGGGAGAAGUAUUAACCACCAAAUCAAACGCCUUGCAUAAUUUCCAGUGUUAUAAUUAUAGAUCCUAACUUUGCAAAUACAUGUCAGCCAAAUGCACAACAUUUUGGGAAUGAUGGUAAAAAUGUAUGACUGAAAAAAACCAUAAAUAUUUAAACUGUAUUGUUUUAUGAAUAAAUUGGGUACUUAACAGAAGUUUUUCU